AUGAGCGACUUCCGGUCUGAGGCUGGUAGUGGGUCUGAAAAAGGAUUGCUGACACAAAAUACUCAUUACAUGGUCGUUAGAAUCGGAGGUGAGUUCAUAUGAUCAUGAUGUUAAGGGUCAUAAAAUGAGGUCUCUUGUCUUAACAAGAAAUCUCCCUACGCUUAAAUUGUUUUUAACGGAUCUUAAUUUGAAUUGAAGUAGUGCGAGCAUGAUGCCAUUUAUCAAUAUACUAUAAUCAGACAUCACUGAUGAAAUUUAGCCGUACAUUUUGUAUCAUAAUAGCAUUUGGAAUACGCUUUAGAGUGUUUUCAGUAAAGAAUAUCGCUGGUACAUGAGCCUUCGUUUUAUACCACAAUGCCCUGCUGAUCCCUGCUCCUACAGGAGGAGCCUGAUUUACUCCCAUCCCUUUAAUUUCAUUUAAGGUGUCCCGAACCUAUUUAUAUGCGCGUUGGUUAUGUUUUUGAAUCGUUUUUUUCGGCAGGAAUGAUUUAACCGAUUUCUAUGAUUUUUGGCAUCAAUAAAAAAAUGGUCGAACUUAAAGAAACUGUUGUUUAUUUUGUUGUAGGUAUAAAAACGUUUGAGAUAUCGGCAUCUGUUUAAAACCACCUUUUUACAAAAAAUGUCAAGAACUUGGAAACCCUAAGACAGAUUUUUCUCUAACUUGAGUAAAUAAGCCUCAGAGCUCUCUAGUUUUAUAUCUGCAAGUUUCAAGUCAUUCGUGACCGUAGAACUCGCUGAACAAAUAGUAUAGCUGGUCAAAUUUAACCUUUUAGAAAAAUGCAACGCUAACAUAUUACUGAAAUUUGAGGCUCAAAUAGAGAAAAACUGUCUGCAAGGGUAUUCUUAGCCAAAGCUUUAUUGUUGCAAGAAACUGAUGAGUAAUCUUAAUCGCACGGCGAAUACAGUUCGCAAUACAAGAAGAACAAUUUUAUGCUGAAUGCGGGGCAAGAUUAAAGAACAUCUAUUUAUCAAAGUUACUGUGUAUUUUCCCUUCUCUUUUCAAAAAAAAUCUCAACAAAGCAAGAUAUAGCAUCUACGGAAAUCUCCUACCAGUUUUUAGCACCGAAGGUUCCCGUCUUGAGGAGAAAUAAAGCCACCAACUCCAGUUCCUCAACCGAUCUAUUUUCAGCUGCAAAGAAAACCCUUGUAUUAGGUAAUUUAUUCAAGCUUGUUAGAUUUGCCAUCAUAUUCGCAAGGGCAGUUUGCCAUUGGGAAUAAUGAAAAGAAUAAGACGAUUGUCAUAUUUUCUUCACCCAAGUGGCAAACUUCCCGUGCGAAUGUGAUGUCAAGCCUGGAAACCUUGAAUAAAUUACCAAGUACAAGGGCUUUCAGUGCAGCUGAAAAAUAGACGGUUAGAAGUACUGGAGUUGGUGGCUUUAUUUCUCCUCAAAACGGGAACCUGCGACGCUAAAAACUGCUAAAUUUUGCCUUGUUAAAAUAGGUUUCGAAAAAAGAGGGACCAAUACAAAGUAAGUUUGGUGAAUGGAAUUUCUGAAAUCUUGCUCCGCAUUCAGCAUAAAGUUGUUCUUCUUGUAUUGCGAACUGUAUUCGCCGUAGGUUUCUGAUUAUUCAGUUUCUUGCAAUAAAGCUUUGGGUAAGAAUACCCUUGCAGAUAAGAGAUAGUCCGUCGGUAGUUUUUCUCUAUUUGUGCGUCAAAUUUCACAAAUGUGUUACCGCUGCAUUUUAAGGUUAAAUUUGAUCAGCUAUUUGUGCAGCGAGUUCUACGGUCACGAUUGACUUCAAACUUGCAGAUAUAAAACUAGAGAGCUCUGAGGCUUAUUUCCUCCAGUUAGAGAAAAAUCUGUGUUAGGGUUUCCAAGUUAUUGACAUUUUUUGUAAAAAGGUGGUUUUAAACAGAUGCCGAUAUCUCAAACGUUUUUAUACCUAUAAGAAAACAAAUAACCGUUUCUUAAAGUUCGACCAUUCUUUUUUUAAGGAUGCCAAAAAUCAUAGAAAUCGGUUAAAUCAUUCCUGCCGAAAAACCCGAUUCAAAAACAUAACCACCGCGCAUAUAAAUAGGUUCUGGCCACCUUAAUACUCUGCCGAAUGUAUUGAGAUGCAUGGUAAAGGACAAAUGUUUGAGAUGUUUAUGAAACUUCGUUAUGGUAGCCUUUUGGUGAAUUAUACUCUUAAGUAUAAACUUUUAUUGUAUACAUACUGAGAAAUACUCACCAAAAAGCUAUGUCGUAAAUUUUCGUACGCAAAUUAGUUCUAGCCAAUCAGAGGAACAAACGAUGGUUUUCACACGUGAAAAAAAUGAUACGUCCAAUCAGAAUCGCGAACGAUGUUUUUUUUUUACGUGUGAGAAAAAUGAUACGUCCAAUCAGAAGCCACGGAGGUGUGUGAGUUUCGCGCCAAAAAUCCCGCCUUUUAUUGCAGCUUGCAGCGCCGCUUCGCAUAUAUUCAACGAGAAAAGUCUUACUCAAAGAGUUUUUCUCGCUAAAAAAUGUGAAAAACAUUUCGGAAAUGGAGUGGAAUAGUUCCGUUUGUUACACUGUCGAUAAAGAAAACGGUAGAGAGCCGGCGAAACAACAGCGGAAAGGGAUAAACAGAACGAGACGUAAGCUCUUGUUGUGCUUUUUGUCGGAGCUACUUUGCCUUUCAUUCAAGCUUAAGCUUAUAUUGAAACCGGCCAUUUUACUUAAAUUCACUCAUUUUCAAUUGUGCAUUGAGAACAAACAGUUAAGAUUACUUGUAGUUCUUGGAUUACCUCAUAUCCUCACCGUCAUUUAUGUUUUUAACAAACGUUUUUACUAAAAAGCUGAUACUUCGUUUUCGUUGUCAUUUUGCGGUAAGUGUGUAGCGGUAAGUUUUAGUAUUUUUGAAAGAUUUAAAAUAAGAAGGCCGCCAAAAUGAUGAAUGUCUCAGUAUGUAUGUAAUAAACACAAUACCACAUGGAAAGUGCUUUGUACGGUAUUUACGCACUCGUUGUUCUUGUAUCAGAAAUCUUACUCGUUCGCUGCGCUCACUCGUUCGAUUUCUGAUACGUCAACAACUCGUGCGUAAAUACCGUACGCCAGCACUUUCCAUGAAGUAUUCUCUAUAUAUGCUUACGUUUUCCUGCAAAAGGAAUGGUAAAAUAACUAUCGAUCUUUUCAAAUUUUGAAUCACGCGAUCAUUAUUUUUCUCUUCCUUUUUAUUUUUUUUUUUCUAUGCUAUUCAGGGAGUACCCUUGACGUUACAGUACACGAGAUACAGAUGAACGGUUCUAUGAAAGAAAUCCUCAAAGUUACAGGAGGUCCAUAUGGCGGUAUUAAAGUGAAUCAGCAAUUUGAGAACCUUCUGGAUGAGCUGUUUGGAGUCGAGAAUGUUCGAAGUUAUCGUCAGAAGUUUUGCUCCGAUUGGUUAUCCUUAACGAAAGAGUUUAAAGCCAAAAAACGAAGUGACCGAAUCUUAGAAGAAACAUUGAUGACAAAUAUUCGACUACCAUGCAGUUUUGUGCAUCAGUUGAGCAGGAAACAGACCCCAGCCAUGAAUGCCUAUACGAAAAAAGGCGAGGUAAAGUUGAUGAACGACGAAUACCUCUCCCUUAGUUCAGGAAUGAUGAAGAAACUGUUCAAACCCACCAUUGAUCGCAUCAAGGACCAUUUGAAAGGCUUGCUGCAAAACCCUGAGCUCUUUAAAGUAAAUACCAUGCUACUGGUUGGCGGUUUUGCUGAUUCUACCCUUCUCCAACAGGAAAUCAAAAAAGCUUUUUCGAGGCAAGUCAGAGUGCUCGUUCCAGACAAUGCCAGCGCAGCGGUCGUUAAGGGUGCCCUGUUAUUUGGAAAGCAACCUGGAAAAAUUACAGAAAGAGUGGUUUCCACGACUUAG
Molecule: messenger RNA, 3813 nt
Organism: Porites evermanni
Lineage: Eukaryota; Metazoa; Cnidaria; Anthozoa; Scleractinia; Poritidae
Source: the annotation of a GenBank genome assembly